AAUUAAUUAAUUAAUGUUCACGAUCGACGAUCGAUCGACUUCUCUUGUGUGGGACGCAUGCAGCUCCUAUAAAUAAAAUACAGUGCACCUACACCACGUUGUUGCGAUUCAUCGAUCGAUCGAUCGAUCAAUGCAGAUCAUUCCGGAGAAAAUUCGCAGUCUGUGGAGCGAGGAAGAAAUCCGCAUCCUCGUCCUCUGCAGCCUCCUCCUCCAGAUCAUCCUCAUCUCCUUCUCCCUCUUCCGCAAGCGCAGCUCCAACAAGGCCCUCAGCCUCCUGCUCUGGCUCUCCUACCUCGGCGCCGACGCCAUCGCCAUUUUGGCCCUUGGCAACCUCCUCAACCAGCAGAACGACGCGGUGGAGGCCAACACCAGCGGCGACAUCAUGGCCUUCUGGGCCCCUUUCCUCCUCCUCCAUCUCGGUGGCCCCGACACCAUCACCUCCUACUCGCUCGAGGACAACGAGCUCUGGCUCCGUCACCUCCUCAACCUCGUCGCCGAGGUCGUCGUAGCCGUCGCCGUCUUCCUCGAAUCCCUCCCGAGCCCCCAUGUUUGGAAGCCCGCCAUCGUCGUCUUCGCCGCCGGCAUCCUCAAGUACGGCGAGCGCACGUUGUCUCUCCGCUCGGCCUCCAUGGACCACCUCCGUGAGUCGAUGCUCAGCGAGGCUGACCCUGGCCCCAACUACGCUAAGUUCAUGCAGGAGCUCCACUCCCGCAAGGAGGCCGGCGUCAAGGUGGAGAUCAAGAUUGACAAGGAGCCCCCGCCGACGCUCCCGCAGCAGGAGGCGGAAGAGAUCCCUAUGGCGGUGGUCAUCUCCAUGGGUUACCACUUCUUCCAGAUCUUCAAGCGCCUCACAGUCGACCUCAUGCUCAGCUUCCAAGACCGCAUCGAAAGCCAGAACUUCUUCGUCCGGUUAAAGCCGGAGCAGGCGUUCCAGGUGGUGGAAGUGGAGCUCUCCUUCCUCCACGACAUCCUCCACACCAAGGCAGUCCAUGUCCACAACACCAGAGGCCGGAUCACUCGCGCCGCCUCCCUCUCCAUGGCCAUCCUCGCGCUCCUCCUCUUCUACCACCGCAGUGGCAAGCACUCUAGCACCUUCAAAGGCGUCGACGUCCUCAUCACUUAUUUGCUCCUACUCGUCGCGAUCGGGCUCGAGAUCAUCGCGAUUUUGUUGCUCAUCUUCUCCGAUUGGGCGAUCGUCGCGCUGCAGAUGAGCACCAGUGGCCGGCUCGAGCAGCCCUGCAUUGCAUUCCUCAAGAAAAAGAUUGGGACGCCCAAAUGGGGCGACGCCAUCAUCAAGCUCCGAAAAGGAUUCCUAAGCGUCUUCCCUAAGUGGUUGCUGGGAGACACCGAGCGGUGGUGGUCGAACAAGAUGCGACAGCACAACCUUCUCAGUGUCUGCAUCAGGGACUACAAUCGCACCAAUCUUGACCGGAUGCUGGAGUUGAUAAAAUUGAAGGGCGUGAGGAAUCAGUUGUGGUACGUGAGGUCCAUCCAGGUGGAAGACGUUAUAAAAAGGAACAUCUUCGGCCAGUUGAAGACGAAGGCCCAAAGCACCGACGGCCUCGCUGAAAACUACAAGCGCCUUCGGGCGUGCAGGGGCGAAUGGGUGCUCCGGGAGAAAGGAUACACUACGGUCAAAUGGAGCGUCGAGAAGGAGUUCGACGAGAGUAUCCUGAUAUGGCACAUCGCCACCCAUCUCUGCUACCAAAGUUUCAAGCGAGCGGCCGAUAACACCGAAGACCCUAAUAAGCAAGUUUCUGGGGUAAAAAUUAUUCAAAUUGGAAGAAAAUUGAGAUCAUGGAUGAAGAGUAUAGGAACAAUAUUGACGCAAAGGGUAAAGACGAUUCUGAGAAGAAGCCAAGACCACUCGACAAAUGAAGUAGGAGACGAGGAGGAGGAAUCAGGGGAUGUGGAGAAUGUUGAAAAUGAAGCAGGGUCUUCUGAGCCAUCCGCCGUCGGCGAGACAAUUAAGAUAAAAGAUUACGUCAAAAUAAGCAGGGAGAUAUCCGAUUACUUGAUAUACCUCGUGGUGUAUCAGCCGAAGCUGCUGCCUGCCGGCAUCGGGACGAUCAGAUUCCUAGACACCUGCGCCGAGGCCAAGAAAUUCUUCUCCGACAAGGAGACCGAGAUGAGGGAGGAAUUGCGGAAUGAAAAAUCUAUAGAGGAUGAGAAGAAAUCAUUUCUUUUGGGGUUCCUCUUCUUCCUUGUUUCAACAGUCAAAAAGUCCUUUUUUAGGAUUUUGGGGUUCCUCUUCAUCCGACCGAUUGGAACCGAGAGAGUGCUCGCCUUGAAGAAGAUCGCAGAGACGAUCCGGGAGGGGUGGACCGCGAUCACGAAAAUGACGUUGCCGAAGAUGAUCCACCAGUUCUUCUGCUUUUGCAUCGAGGUGGCGAAGGAGAUGCGACCAAAGAACAAACUGGCGACGCAGGAGAAGAUGGAGGAGCUCGGGUGCAAGAAGCUGAUGGAGGUGAGGACGACGGUGAAUCCCAUCGACGUGAAGGGCGACCGGAGCAAGUCGGUGUUGUUCGACGCGGUGAAGCUGGCAAGGCAGAUAAUGAAGAACUUCAAGAACGAGAACGAGGAAGAGGAGCAAAAGAACAAGAAAGAGGAGGAGCAAAAGAACAAGAAGGAGGAGGAGGAGGAGGAAGAGGAGGAGGAGGACGAGCGGGGAGAGAACAAGAAGGAGAAAAAAAGGUGGGAAGUGAUAAGCUCGGUGUGGAUGGAGAUGCUGUGCUACGCUGCGGGGAACUGCGCGUCGGACGCGCACGCCAAGCAGCUGAGCCAGGGCGGCGAGCUGCUCACCCACGUCUGGUUGCUGAUGACGCACAUGGGGAUCGGGGAGCAAUACCGGAUCGAGGCCGGCCAUGCUCGAGCUAAGCUACUCGUUGGGACGUGACAGAUAGAGAAGAGCAUCGAUCAAGCAAAGCAAAGCAAAGCAUGUGUUUGUUAAUUUUAUUCCUUUCGAUCGAGCUUAUUUAUUAGUAGAUAAUGUAGGAGUGGUUUAAGUAAGAACUGACAUUGUUUGAUUUAAUCAAAGUUAAUCGA
Zingiber officinale is the source of this 3045-nucleotide messenger RNA. RefSeq lists its product as uncharacterized. NCBI's taxonomy places the organism in Eukaryota, Viridiplantae, Streptophyta, Magnoliopsida, Zingiberales, Zingiberaceae. The record is from RefSeq and is a predicted model, not a curated record. The transcript has a single exon. The coding region runs from base 131 to 2896 and encodes 921 amino acids.